This is a messenger RNA of Oncorhynchus tshawytscha (Chinook salmon), 1743 nucleotides long. RefSeq names its product zinc finger protein 205-like. Lineage: Eukaryota; Metazoa; Chordata; Actinopteri; Salmoniformes; Salmonidae. Gene Ontology annotation, cellular component: nucleus. The transcript is spliced from 5 exons. Bases 43 to 1344 code for a protein of 433 amino acids. The record is from RefSeq and is a predicted model, not a curated record.
ACUGUUGAUGAGGGGAGUGGAACCUCAACCCAGCAUGUUAUCAUGAUAGAGUCUGCAGAUGCAGAGACUGCAGGUCCUGGGGUCAAGAUGGAGAGGUCUGAAGGAGAGGAAGACCCACGGCACAGCAGAGACAUCCAGACUGAAACACCCUCUGUAGCCAUGGAGGACCCCACCACCGCCCCAGCGCAGCCCAGGACCCGAAGCAGCAUCACUGAGUCAGUAGACAUGGAGGAUGGGAAGCCUAAUCUGCUGCUGGUAAAAGAGGAGACAAUAGAAGACGAACCAGAGAGCAUUGAUUUGCUGAGUGGACUAAAGAUGGGGGUGCAAGGAGACUGGGUGGCCAUCUUGGAUACCCAGACCAGUGCAGCCAAGAGCCCAGGGGACAACAUCAUUGAUCAGGGCAGGACCAGAGGUGAAAUAGUGGAGUCUGCAGCCCAUGAAGACCUGCUGAUAUCCAGUGUUACUGGUGGGAGAGAGUGGACCUCUGAGGUGGCUGGCCAUAAACCCUGGACCCGGAUCAGGACCCUGGAUCAGGAGCCUUCGCUCUUCAUUCCCGAGUCGGAACCAGGACACAAUCGCGAAGUACAGAGACUCCACCACACAGAACACAACCAGUGGACAGGUGGACUGAACAACCUCAGUCCUGGUGGUCAUCAGAGAGACAGAGGCUCCAGUCAGGGAUCCAGUCUGCAGUCCAGACCCUUCUCUUCACAGUCUCAGUGUAGGGAUGAAGCAAGGCCUGGAGCUGAUAGAGAUAGACCCUCCUGUUCCUAUGAUACGAACAGAGCAGGUCAACCUGGGCUUCAGCCUUCACAGAGAGUGGUGGGAGACCCCCCUGGUGGUAGUUUUUCAGCAAGUCUGUCUUCUCCUUCAGGUUCUCAUCUAAUGCCUGGUGACUGGAUUCAUGGAAAGCCUGGGCCUGGGUCUAACCUUCCUCAGUUUCCUCCUGGUUACCCCACCAAUACAGACAGGGUCAGCAUGGGUGUACAACACGAGAGGUACCUAGCCUAUAACACAUCACAUAAUCCCAACAACACCCAAACAAUGGCUAGAGGUCAGGGAGGGAGCUCAAAGACUAACCAUCUGAGGGUGGUUCUACCUGCUUCUACCUCCUCUGGUGUCAUUGGGUCACAACAUGGGAGACCGAGCAUUAGGACAGAUGCAGACAAGCCGUAUGCCUGCCCCACAUGUGGGAAGAAUUUUGCUAAGGCAAAAUAUGUGAAGCAGCACCAGACCAUUCACACCAAUGAGAGGCCCUUCAAGUGCAAACUAUGUUACAAGAGCUUCUCCUUCCUGAGUAUCCUUAUCAGACAUAAGAGUGUCCACAAUGGGGAGAAAUCGUAGCAGUGUGGCUUGAGUUUUACGCAGGGGAUAUCUGGGAACUAUUCUUUAGCUUAAAUAUUAUUGUUAUCAUGUGAAGUGUCUUGGGGUAAGAGAGUUUUUUGGAUUACUAAGUCCCUCAGUAUGUGGGCAUGCUGUCUUUCUCACAGGAUACAGACUUCUUGUUUGGUGUGCUGGCAUAGCUAUAACACUGUCAUUUAAGUCUAACACUAUAUUCACACUUUGAAUUUGGUUUUGCCUGUGUACUAUUCAUAACAAAAAUAAUGUCCCUCUUUUAUAUAACACCUUUAUAACAGGCAUCUGUUUCUUUAUGUACUAAAAAUAGAUGAUCUGUUACGGUUUUCUUGCAGUGAAGGAGAGGAGGACCAAAAUGCAGCGUGGUUAUUAUUAUACAUCUUUAAU